UUUCCUCUCCGUCUCAUCACUUCAUCUGGUCGACAGACUGGACGCAUCAUCUCACACUCCGGGAAUGGGAUCCCUACUGGGCUCAAAGAAAAACUUCGAGUUCUUUCGAGUUUACGCUCUCCAGAAGCUACUUUUCAAGCUGCAGGGAUAGUUGUUGGUGCAGGUCCAGGGCGGCAGCAGCAAAGAGUCACUGGCCAAUGACUUCCAAGACGCACCAGAAGUUGUCGGCUAGUUUCAGACGCUAGAAUUCAGUUGAACGCCAUGAAGUGGUGAGUUUGGUGACUAAAAGAUUCGUGUCAUUUCAGACCACAUAGCUACUUCGAACGAGGCGUGCGUAAAAUAUCUGUGCGUAAAGUUGGAGCUGUUGCGCACGGUUCAAAUUUAGUUCAAGUGGAGCAACUAAUGCGAGAAUAGACAACAGAUUUGUUAAUUUUUAAAUCGGUGAUAAGUGAUAAUACCUUGACAGCCAUGGCAAAAUGGUUCAGAGAUUUCCCCAUCAACCUGAAGAACGGAAACGAAAGGGUCCGCUCGGCCUCUGAAUCUGGUUCACAAACUCGACCCAAACCUUCGUUUUCUCGUGACAGUCUGAAAGGAAAUCAGCGCAAGGACGGAGGAGUUGGGGGUUUAUUGGCAGGGAGAAAUAGGAAAAAUUCGGCAGUAGAAUUGGGUCGUAACAACGUUACUUCUGGUGGGACAGUCUGGGACAGUCUCACAACUGGAAAAGGUCGCAAAAACUCCAAGGUCGAGAGUGGCACGUCAGAUGAGAACCGCCAGGUCAGGACCUCUAGUUUGGCUCAAGCCUACAUCAGCAGAAUGAUCAAAGUGGACAAACAGGACAAGACCCCCAAACUCAAUGGGAUAAGCGAACAGAAGCAGCCCGAGAACGAAAAGGGAAGGUCUGACAUUAAAACAACGCUGAUUAUCCUGGAGGACUACGCAGAUCCUUUUGAUGCAGAGAAAACCAAGGAGCAGAGGGAGGCUGAGAGAGCUGGAGAGAAUGACGGGUACAUGGAGCCCUAUGAUGCCCAGGUCAUCAUCACAGAGGUUCGUAGACGGGGCUCCAAAGACCUCCUGAAAGUGUGUGUUCUGCUGGACCGAGGCCGGAGAGAAGGGAAGGGAGAAGAGGCAAAGCCCACGCCCCCAAAUAUCUAUGACACGCCAUAUGAGGGAGGGCUGGAAGGCGACCGCGAGGGGGUGUGGAUCCCUGUCACACGGCCAGAGUCUGACGUCCGUCCCGCUGGAGAGUAUGAACUGCCCUGGGAGUGGAGAAAGGAGGACAUUGUUAGAGCGCUGUCAGCUCAGUUUGAGGCAGUGGAUUGUUCUUCCAGUAAAGAGAAUGGUUCAACCACCGGCCGCCAGCAGCACCAGCAGCAGCACCAGCAGCAGCACCAGCAGCAGCACCAGCAGCAACAACAACACACCCUGAGGCAGAAGAACUGGAACCAUAAAACACUCGUACCAUCUUCUCCAUCCUCCUCCUCUUCUCCCUCCUUUCCUUCCUCUCCUAUUCUCAAACUCUCCCCUCUCACGCCCCCGUCUCCCUCUUUCCCCACCCUCAAACUCCCGCCCCUCUCGCCCUCUUCUAGCCCUAACAAACUAUCCCCUCCAUCUCCUACCUCCCCCAGUGCCCCACUGGAUGGGGAGGCAGCCAAAGUGGACCCCAGCCUGCCCCUGGAGAAGCAGAGCUGGUACCAUGGCAGUGUGAGUCGGCAGCAGGCUGAGGCUCAGCUGCAGCGCUGCAGGGAAGCCAGCUUCCUGGUGAGAGACAGCGAAUCAGGAACCAGCAAGUACUCCAUCGCUCUGAAGACCAGUCAGAGUUGCGUGCACAUCAUCGUGGCCCAGACUAAGAGUGUUAAAGGCUUGGGUUUCACCCUGGAUCAGAGUAGCUGUGUCUUCUCCAGUAUCCCUGAGCUGGUCCACCACUACUGCACACACAGACUGCCCUUCACUGGAGCAGAGCACAUGACCCUGCAGCAUCCUGUGCCCAGGCCCCACUGAACAUGCGUAAAGGACAAACAAACACACUGGGACAUAAACACACAUGCGCAGAGACGUACAUUACACAUUUAUGCACACGUGCACACAGACACACACACACAUUAACUUGUUAACUUGUACGCGCAUACUCAAAGAUAUGCUGCUUUGGAUUUGUCAUGUGUACCACCUUAAUACGUUUGUUUGUAUCUCUUCCAUGCGCUACCUAGUGGUCAAAGUCAUACAUUACAAUUACCAUUGAUCACAUUAUUAGAGGGCUAAUGGUUGCCAAACAAAAAAUCCACAAACCUACUGAAUGUACUUAUAUAUGCACAAUUCCAUAGUUGGUGCAACUGUUCUAUUGUCUUGUCCUUGCAAACCAAACUGAUAACCAACCUGAAAACUAACCAAGAUAUCAGGUUAAUCAGAUCAGAUAUUUGAAGUAAGUGGACAGGAAUAAUCGCCUCAAGGGAUGCCCUAACACAAAGAUGCUGACAUCAUCAAUCAGCACCAUGCGAUCUAGUUAGGUGUGGUCUGCGAGAUCAAUACACCUGAUUGGAGUAUAUUCAUUCAUCCAUCUGACGUGCCAAUCAGCCCAUUGAUCUAUCCUGAAAAUCAGGCUCAUUUGCAGACCGCUCUGCCUGUCAAGAGAAAGAGCUUUAUUGAUCGGAUGAUUAGGACAAGUGUAGUGGGAGGGGUCUUAUAACAUUACACUGCCCUGUCAGCAAAAUGGUUUUUGAGGGUUUGUAAGUGUGCAGAAUAAAUAUGUGAAUAUCACAUCCCCUCACGUGCCCCCACUGUAAUCUGACUCUGUGGUUAUCCUACUUUAUUGUGAAUCAACUGAUUUGCUUUACCCUAAAAUAUACCUAUGCAUAAAUGAUGUAUGUAUGAAGCGAUUGGUGGAUAUUGUCGAUGAUGUGGCCUGUAUAUUAUUGUUGUGAGACUUUUAUUCCGUAAAUGAAAUAAAGUUGAUAUUAACUGCA
Molecule: messenger RNA, 2957 nt
Organism: Chelmon rostratus (copperband butterflyfish)
Lineage: Eukaryota; Metazoa; Chordata; Actinopteri; Chaetodontiformes; Chaetodontidae
Gene: she
Product: Src homology 2 domain containing E
Exons: 6
Coding region: 469-1998 (509 amino acids)
Molecular function (GO): phosphotyrosine residue binding
Source: RefSeq, a predicted model, not a curated record